CGUAAAGUACGGUACCCUACUUCGUAAAACAUUCGAGUUUUUACAGGUGCUGACGCAAGCUCUUGUUGCGGGCCACAAUUUCGGUGAAAUAGAAAAGAAACCGACGUAACCAUAAGUUUCAUUUUCUCGCGAUCUGUCUGAAUUCACUCCGUUGAACCUCGUACAUACGAGUACAGAGAGGUACUGAACGGUAUCGUAUUCUGUCGUACCUUGUCUUCGAAAACGUAUCGUACAAAACGUUUCCGGACAGAGGCUGACAAGCCAUCACAAAAAGCUCUGUAGGAACAACAUCCUCUGGUUACAAGACAUCGACUACGUGUAGUUGUAGAAAUGUUUUGAUUUUUGUGGAUUUUUUAUCUACUCCUUCAUUCUUUAAUUUCGGAUUAUAUUCACUCAGAGUUAUACAUUGCACAGGAUAAAGAGAUCACGGUCGGAGAAACCAGAUCAAAGAGAAGUUCUCGCAUGGGAUUCCUCAAAACUUCGACCGUUGUGAAGACGAUGACCCACUCUCCACCGCCAAAACACAGACGUCAGCCCUCGCUCGCGUCUUCUUCGACAUCGUCGUCGACCUCUUCCUCUUGCUCCUCUUCGUUCGAACACCAUGUUUUCACCGUUGAAGACGGCACCGAUAUGGGAAGUUUAUCGAGGUGUCAGGAGCUGGAUCUGGGGUCAGAAUUACAACAGUCGUCAUGGAAUGACGACGACACCGAUUCACCUUUUGUGUCGAAAAGAGAGAAAGCCGAAUUAAUGGUUACCGAAUGUGGAGACGAACAACAAUUGCAACAAUUGACCAUGUCUCCGGCGAAACAGUUAGUGGAUUACAGAAUCAGAGUGAGAAGUAGACCCGAAUCGUCGUUUUUGUCGUCUCAAUCAUCAUGGAUGAUUCAAAACAGUCGAUCGCCGUCGAAUGUUUUCUUUUCCUCUCAUAUUAGUAGUUCGAGUCGAGAGGACGCCGAGUACCAAAUUAAAAAUACUAUCGAUGCCCUCGUUGGAUCCAUUUCAGCCGCAAUCAAUUUCUGUCGUCAUUCGGGAGUUCCAAAACCCAGCAUUUUGCAACUGGAGCGAAACCUGAAAAUGAAACGGUACUUUGCAGUGCUCAGUCGCAUACAACAUUAUAUUGGGUGUGUGCGAUCGGAAACGAUGGAUGAUCUACAGGCAAAAAUUUACUUGGCCGUCACUGCAUGGGAAGCACUGUGCAGGUACAAAGCCCUGGAAUAUAAACUUGCGUACAAAAACGUGUCGCGGUUGAGGAAUGCCGCUGCAGCUACGGUCGAACAAUCGGGAUCGUCGUUUUCGUUGUCCUCGUCGUCGGCGGUCCUAUCACGGACCUCUGGAGGAAAGAUCGAUGAAUCCGAAAUCGAAAGAGCCAUACAGUUGCAAAUUAAAUAUGGAGAGCAAGCGACGAUGUGCCAAAAGAAGUUGUAUCUGGUACAAAGAUGGCAACGGCAGGUACUGUCUAGGGGAUGAUAACCAUUAUUUUUAUGUCUAUCACAUGGUUGUGCGCAAAGGAAAGACACUCAAGAGUAGUAGCGCAGGGGAUAACGCUGAUAUUUACCGUUGGUGACUCGACAAGGCGACAUCUUGCGAUGAGCUUUGAUAAAAAUAGGACGUUAGU
Messenger RNA from Pseudo-nitzschia multistriata, 1615 nucleotides. NCBI's taxonomy places the organism in Eukaryota, Bacillariophyta, Bacillariophyceae, Bacillariales, Bacillariaceae. The record is from the annotation of a GenBank genome assembly.